Messenger RNA from Dalotia coriaria, 13549 nucleotides. RefSeq names its product unc-13 (gene unc-13). Lineage: Eukaryota; Metazoa; Arthropoda; Insecta; Coleoptera; Staphylinidae. Gene Ontology annotation, cellular component: synaptic vesicle membrane; terminal bouton; presynaptic membrane. The transcript is spliced from 22 exons. The record is from RefSeq and is a predicted model, not a curated record. Gene Ontology annotation, molecular function: diacylglycerol binding; calmodulin binding; phospholipid binding. The coding region runs from base 1355 to 10369 and encodes 3004 amino acids. Gene Ontology annotation, biological process: synaptic vesicle priming; synaptic vesicle maturation; neuromuscular junction development.
GAUCGCGGGCGCACAGCACGCACCGCGCACGCCGCCGCCGCCGCCACAACACUACACUACACACUACGCGCGGGUCCGCGUGAGAUUAUCCAAGUGCACGCAAAACGGUCAAGCUACCCACUUGCGCAGAGUCGGUGUAAAGGAGUAUCAGUGGAACUAUAGGGAUAUCUAUAUGCGCAAUCGGACUUACCGUUAAUACGGAUGUGUGUGCUUUUGACGUGUGCUUUAAUACCGUAAACAUAAGAAAUAACCCCUCACCACUACAGCACGAAUUUGUGCCAACUACACUUAAAACGAGUGAAUUUUACCUGAGAGAAAAAAAAAACCAACGCGUUAUGAUUUAUUUAUGCAUUUCGUAAAAAACUGGUUUCUGCCACGCACGUUUUUGUUGUUGUUUCUUUUUUACAUGCGUGCACCAUCGGCACACGCGAAUGACCAACAUAAUAAAACAUCGAUGUGAACAGCAUCUUUUGUUUCGAAAUCAACAGCAUCAGCAUGAAUUUUAUCUGCGACACUUUAUCGUUGACUCACACAAUUUUAUCUUACAGUUGUUAAUGGUGUGACACUUCCACGUAAUAAUAUACAAAACAAUCGACAAGUGUUAAUCUUUCAAAGAGAAUAAAAAUUGUUGUGAUGUUAUACCUCUAAUGGCUUAAAUAAAUGUGAUGUUUAAUAGCGUAUUUCAUCCUUCGACUACUAAUUACUAACGGUCGGAAUAAAUCUAUUGUCUGUGUGUUGUGUGUCUCAAAGUGUGUCAAUGUGCGACGCGAUUGGUCAGCGAGUAAAAUACUGCGUUCAAUUAAUAAAAUUAAUUAAAUUGGAUGCGGUUGCAAUGUGGGGGGGACAUGCGAGCAGAUGUUAAACCAAUCGGAAACAGUGAAAUGUAAACAUUUGAGACAUUGUUCGCCAAGAUGGGCGAUAGUUGUGCGCGAGUGUUAAUCGCGGACAUUAAAUAGUGGUUCUCAGGAUGCAUUCGCGACCAAACACGAUUUUGGGCGAUGGCAGGGAGCGGGCCAUCUUUCCCAGCGCGCAUCACACGCUCAACUCAACGUGAAGCAACUAUGUGACAGAUUAAAACCAACGGUUUAACGCUGAUUAAGCCUAACGUCGUUUAACGAUAGAAACUUUCUAAUGCACCACUUUGCAACCAACGAAUUUUUGAAUUUAAAUUUACGUUUCGUAUAACCAUAUCGGUCUCAUAUCAAGCGAGAUUAGUGCGCGUCUAAAACUAGAGUGUUAAAGACAGAGUCUUGAAAUGAUGUACUUGACGAAGAUUUUAUUGCCUGUUGAUUUAUGAAAAGUUUAUUGAGAAGUUAUAAUUCGUAUCCACGUCGGUUUAUUGAAGCGUAGCAAGAUGAGCGAUGAUAUGAUGGACAACUCAGCAUUGAUGCCGCACCACCCAAGCGGAUACGAUCCGAAUGUGGAUUACAUCAUCAGUGACUAUAUGGAGCGUUUGGGUACUCGGUUGAAUAUUCUAGAGACUGAGUUGAAAUAUGCGUGGCGUGCGCUGGACUUGCUCUCCCAGGAGUAUAUCAAGAUGUGGGAGCGGCUGGAGAAGCUGGAAAGCCUACUCUACGAACAACAGAGUGUCAUUGCUCAACUGCUGGACUUUUACACCUCCGGCAGUGCGACUCAAGGGAAUGAAAGAUCCGCCUUGAUGGACGGUCGACUUGGAGAGUUGGAGGUUAUAAGAGAGAUACUCGGAAAUGGCACGGUGGAGGACGGACUUGAAGAAGGCGUGGAUGUAACGCGGCAUUCGUCUCAAGGCGCAAUAGUACAGGAGAUAAUGACUUUGGAUAUGGAGGACGUCAAUGUGCCGGACGAAGCUUUCUACCGGAGUCUGAACGCGGCAUACCGGGAGGACCUUAUGCCACCCGAUACGGGAAAACCCAGUCAACAAUUGGGGAUGAUUUGGGAGGAACGCGAAGAGUCUAAUAAUGACACCAACGGGGACGAUAAGAUGGAACUGAGGCAGUUGGAAGAGGAGAUUCGGUUAGAAGACGAACAGGAUGUGUACUCUGCAAUGGAUUACAAAGACUACAGAGGGGACUCGCCGUGCGUGAGUGAACAGGAUUUAGCACAGCUGUCGCGCAUCAGCUCCAUCGAUAAGGUUGCCGUUGAGAAGCUCAAUGAGUUGGACAGGUUAAGCGCCAAGCUGCAGCAGGAUUCCUUCAACAUUAAGCAACUGCAACGGAAGCUAUUAGAGUCGCCACAUAAAGAAGCGAGCGGUGCGGACGGGGCUGCUGCGAAGAAAAAGGAAGAACUAAUGCCCGCGGAGAAUUGGAGUUUCUCUAGUGCAGCAGGUCGUGAUCAUGACGACAUGAUGAUCCUCGGGAAAUCGGAUAUCCCCACAACAAUAUCCUAUAUGUCUCGACCCAGCUCUCGGCCCAGUUCCAGACUGUCGAUGAGCGAGAGCAUGAUCGCUACUGAUAACGAGGUUGCCGAGACGUUGGCUUCCGGCGCAAGAACGCCAACAUCGCCCAGGCGGCGCCAGCUGGAAGUCAGUUCCUGUUCGGCGCCGUACACUACAGUUACGGGCCGAUUGGCUUACAGUGCUGCUGUGCACCAUGCCGAAACUGUUGAAGCAGCGGCAACCGCCUCCUCGCACAACCCGUUUAUAUCGAUGAAUCCCUUCUAUGCACCAGACGGAGAGGAGUUGUUGCCAUCUGUGCCCUUUGAAACAGUUCACUGUUCGACCCCGUCGAUAUUCAGCGUCAAGUCGGAGCGGGCGCAAUCUCCAACGCUUUCAAUAAGCAGCGUACGCACAAGGCAGGAUGGUUACAUCGGCACAGAUCCGGUGCCAACACCGUCGCCCCACCAUCAGCAGCAACAGCAAUUUAGUAAGAACGAAGAACCUAGUCCACCUCCACCUGCGCCUCAAGACAUCGUCUCCAGCGAUGGUUACCUGAUGCCAGGUUUGAGUCAUAGCCAUACGCAGCGCGCACCCAGUCCAGUCUUCCUCGGUGCCGACGGAUCUAAGCUAUCCAAGUCAAUUAGUAGCGAACACGGUGGUCGUCUCAGUCCGAAGGUUCCACACUCACCAAAAUCGCCGCGCACUUCACCCAAGCGCAGCAAAUCGCAUUCGUCGACCACGAUUCAAACUGCAAAAUCUGAUUCUGGUCUGUCGUCAAUGAGCGGAUGGUCUAGUCUGGAGAAGUCGCCUGGCUCACCAAAGAACGGUCCUGCAUCUAAGCAAGCCCAGCAGCAAGCUCAACAAUUGCAAUAUUUGCAACAACUGCGAUCUACGUCACCUCACCCGCCAGCCGCUGAAGUGUUGCAGGUUCCAACUUGCAGUGCUAUUUUACCCGGCGGUCAUCAUCUCUCUGCAUUUACCACUGUAAAGUCUCCAUGUAGUUUGGAAGCGGUUGAAGGAUACGGGACAUUUGUACCUGCUCCAGCACCUGCGUCUGACAUUAACGUAUCGCCGCGUCCCAGGCCUAAGCAUCAUCACAAACCACCACCUAGUGAGCAACCUGCUAUUUAUUCAAUGGCAGGUGGCAGACAAGAUUCUUUCACUUCGGUCUAUACGAGCAAUAGCUCAGGGCAGUUGAACCAUGCGCAUGCUGUAAAAUAUCCCGACCUGGUUCAACCGUACGAAAGCAGUGAAUCACAACAGUUGCAACAACUCCACGCCCAAAGACAGCAUUUACAACAGCAACAACAACAACUGUUGCAGCAACACCAGCUGCAGCAACAGUUGGCGCAAGAACGUCAACAAGCACGCCAUGAAAGACAGGGUCGAGAAUACUAUCAAAGCAGUCCUGAUAUGCACGCUAUUCGUCGCAAGUCUUUGAAUCGAUCCUACUCGACUAGUAACGGCAGUGAAAACAUACAAAAUCACGAUGGUUAUAAAACAGCUAUGCAACGAACAAUGUUUCCUACUGGUAAUAUCACAGAUGCGUUAACUUAUUAUCCUACAUCAUCCAGCCGGUAUGAAGGACUGUCAGCAGCCGGAGGUGUUCCUGUCGACUACAACGACCCAUCGAAUUGGCUGGCGUUUCCACCGCAUCCCGAUGGUUACGUAGACAGCGCUUCCACGUCCAGCUCAAUGCGGUCCAUGGACACUACUGCAGAGAGCGCUUAUUCUCCAUACAUGGAUCAACAACGAAGACAUCCACCUAACUUGAGGACACCGCAACAUCAACCACAUCCACCAGCGCAUCCUCAACAUUCGCCGCACAUGGUCGCUGCACAUUCUCCCCAUCACCAUCCUGAACAUCAGCAGCAUGUUCAGCAACAUCAACAACAUCCUCAGCAUCAACAUCAGCAUCCUCCUCAGUACCAAUCACAACCAAUAUAUCAAAAUCAACAAGAAGCCUACGCUUGGGGCCAACGACAGGAUGGUUCUUACUUGGAACUGGAUUUGCGAAACCGCAAUGUGCCUGAAUAUCUUGUACAACAACAACAGCAUGGCGCAGAUAGGAAAUAUUAUGAUUCGGGUCUACUUGUUUCUCAAGCAGGAUAUAUUUCUUGUAAUAUGAACGAACAGGCGAUGCAGUCGACUGCGCCCAGUCAGAAAUCAUCUAAGAAAUUAAUCAAACGUGGAAGUAUUAAGUCGGCGAUGAAUUCUGUAAGUCAAUGGUUGCCUGAUUUGCAUCUUUCCAAACGAAAUCGCUCGUACUCGUUGCCUGGAAACAGUCGUACUGAUGAAGAACCCCCUACUCCUUCGUCCGCUCACCAUAAAAACGUGUUUAGUAAAAGUAGUCUCAAUAAAAAGAAGAAGAAAAUUAUUUCUUCCAUGUCCGGAAUGUUGCAGAAAGCGAAAAGAAAAAACUUUCAUCAUGCUCAAUCAUUGUCUGAUCCGGAACAGUCUGAACAUGAGUGGGGUAGUCAUCGGGCUAGUUCAAUGGUAUCUGAAGAUGACCGUUCCGAGGACAGUUGCAGUAUGUAUUCUGAGUCUAUGAACGAACGGGACAACCUAUUUGAGAAAAUGCCUGUUAAGUCAAAAGAUUCUCCUCCUUCUGCGUCAGGUGAUUCUGCAAAUAUAGAUACAGUUAAGUUACUGAGUCCAGUUCAUCAACAACAAUUUGAAACAAGCACUACGCCUAAUCAGGAUACAGAUGUAUCUGAUCACUUUGGCGGUGUUGAUGAAGAAAUAUCCGGAAAGAGUACUGGUAGUGGUUCAAGCGGAAUAUUCGCUACUAUAGGUGAAAAUAAACGUAACUCGGGUCCUUCUGAUAAAAGUGAAGAUUCUGCUGGAAGCGAAUGCAAGAGUUUCCCUCCUGUAACUCUUGGAGGAGCAAGUAUGGAAUUCGCUGUGUCUAGAGCGCUCGGCAAAUAUAGACAAAGGCAGACUUCAUCAUCUAUUUAUGACGAAUUAGAGGACGCCAGUAAUGACCGAAUCUCGGAUGGUGCGGAAAUUCCUCAACCGCCACCAAUGCCGGUACCCGUUGCUCCCAGCAUGACUAUUCCUAUUGUAUCUCCACAACCACAACAACCCCAGCCUAUAGUAGAAGAUGUUAUAAAGCCAGUUCGUAGUACUGAACCUAUUGCGAUAAAUGGAAGUAAUGCAAAUGUUAUAAAUGGUGAUUUUAAAAAGAUUCCAUCUUUGCUUGAACAAAAAUCAUCUGAAAGCUCUCAAAGCUUCGAGAAUCAUCGACCAGACAGUGAAGGUAGUCCUGCUUCUAGUUUCCGGGCUCAAUUUGGUCGAAUGUCAAGACAUCAAGCCAGUUUAGAAAUUCCAGGCUUUCGCGGUGACGAUGAUGAUAGUAGGAGUACUCAUUCAUGGCGUAGCACGUCAAGGGUUUCUUCUAGAAGACAAAGUACAGAAGAUAGUAUUGAUUCGGAAGAUGAAUGGUACUGCUAUGAAUUGAAAAAAUUAGAAGAAUUGGAACGCCAAACAGCUUUAGAAGCAGAAAUGGGUCCACCGGUGCAAGAAGUCGAAGAGGUUGAAGAAUCCUAUGAACCAGAUGAAGAAGUUAAGGAAAAAAUGUCAUUUGUAUUACGAGAGCUAAAAAUGAUUGUCAAACCUGUUGCUACUACUGACAUUGAGAAGAAUUUACUGGUUAUCAGUUCCGCAAAAGCUAGAGGUCAACAUCUUGACAUUGAAGAUGAUUCCAUUGAAGAAGAUGAUUACAAGCAAUCCAUAGAGUAUGAGGACGCUGUGGAAGCAGAGGAAGAUAAGAGCGUUGCUGACGACUCGUCGGGAGCCACAUCCGGGCCAGACAGUCCGCAGCGUAGCAUUAGCGAGUUUGAAGAAGCUGAAUCUGCCAUCGCGGAUGAAUUUGCCAGGUGCAAGAUUACGCUUCCCGAGCCCACAGUUUCAGCAAGUGUCAGCCCAAAGGCGACAUCCCCCAAGGAAGAAGUAGCAGUCCAGCAAGAAGAGAUUUUGCCGGCGGAUGUGCCAAAGAUCAAAAUUGAAGUGCCAGUCAGCGUUAUGGGCGAGGAUGACGGCAAAGACUCGGGGCCAUUGGGCAGCAAGUGGAAGCUGCUUAAGGCUUUAAAGGAGCGCAAAGCUGAAGAGAAGAGCAACCAGGAGAAAGUCACCGAAACCACGACGGAGAAAGAAAAGAAUGGCACCGGCCUUGGCGGAGACACAGCUGGCAGAGGCAAUGGGCAUCCGGGAGACAACCCGUUCUACAGCAACAUCGACAGCAUGCCCGAUAUCCGACCACGGCGAAAAUCAAUUCCACUGGUAUCCGACUUGACGAUGGCGGCGACCAAGCGCAACGCUGGCCUUACCUCCGCCGUCCCCAGGGCCACACUCAACGAUGAGGAAUUGAAAAUGCACGUCUACAAGAAGACGCUGCAGGCGCUCAUCUAUCCGAUCAGCAGUACAACGCCGCACAACUUUGUACUCUGGACGGCCACCUCGCCGACGUACUGCUAUGAGUGCGAGGGCUUGCUGUGGGGCAUCGCCAGGCAGGGUGUGCGGUGUACCGAGUGCGGUGUCAAGUGCCACGAGAAGUGCAAGGAUCUGCUCAACGCCGACUGCCUCCAGAUCAUGUACACAGGGGCCGCGGAGAAGAGCUCCAAGCAUGGCGCCGAGGAUAAAGCCAACAGCAUCAUCACGGCGAUGAAGGAACGCAUGAAGCAGCGCGAGCGAGAGAAACCCGAAAUCUUCGAGCUGAUCAGAACGACAUUUUCAGUGGACCCAGACACACACAUUGAUUCAAUCGAGCAGGCCGAAGAGAUGACCAUUGAGGGCACCUCCAAAUGGUCAUGCAAGAUUGCAAUCACAGUGAAAUCGGCACAAGGUCUCAUCGCAAAGGAUAAAAGUGGCACCUCAGAUCCGUACGUCACUGUGCAAGUCGGCAAAGUCAAGAAACGCACACGCACCAUGCCGCAAGAGCUGAAUCCUGUCUGGGAUGAAAAAUUUUACUUCGAGUGUCACAAUUCGUCGGAUCGUAUUAAAGUGAGAGUCUGGGAUGAAGACAACGAUCUGAAGAGUAAACUGAGGCAGAAGUUGACUCGCGAAAGUGACGACUUCUUGGGACAGACUAUUAUUGAAGUACGCACAUUAUCAGGAGAAAUGGACGUAUGGUACAACCUCGAGAAACGCACGGACAAAUCAGCAGUCUCUGGUGCGAUUCGUCUACACAUAUCCGUAGAGAUUAAGGGCGAGGAGAAGGUUGCGCCCUAUCACGUCCAGUACACCUGCUUGCACGAGAACCUCUUCCACUCGCUGUGUGAGCAAAACGCCGGUAUCGUCAACCUCCCGCAAGCCAAGGGCGACGACGCGUGGAAAGUGUACUUUGAGGAGGCGGCUGAGGAGAUUGUGGACGAAUUUGCCAUGCGUUACGGAAUUGAGUCCAUCUAUCAAGCCAUGACACAUUUUCACUGCCUUUCGACGAAAUACCUGUGUCCUGGCGUGCCGGCCGUCAUGAGCAUGCUGCUGGCUAACAUCAACGCCUACUACGCACACACAACGGCAUUGACGGCGGUUUCCGCCAGCGACAGAUUUGCUGCUUCAAAUUUUGGGAAAGAGAAGUUUGUCAAACUCUUGGAUCAGCUCCACAACUCAUUGCGUAUUGAUCUUUCGAUGUACCGCAACAACUUCCCAGCCUCCAGCAAUGAAAAGCUUAUGGAUCUUAAGUCUACUGUGGAUCUUCUCACAAGCAUCACGUUCUUCCGAAUGAAGGUUCAGGAAUUAUCCAGCCCGCCACGUGCUAGCACCGUUGUCAAAGACUGUGUUAAAGCAUGUUUACGUUCAACUUACCAGUUUCUCUUCGAGAACACCUACGAACUGUACAAUCGCGAGUUUCAAAGCGAUCCCAAUGAACCUAAACGAGAUCCUGAGGACCAUGGUCCUCGCUUGGAUAGUGUUGACUUCUGGCAUAAACUCAUUGCGUUGAUUGUAUCCGUCAUUGAGGAGGAUAAAAACAGCUAUGGGCCUGUAUUGAAUCAAUUCCCUCAAGAGUUGAAUAUUGGUCAGCUGUCCGCCUCAACAAUGUGGAGUCUCUUCGCGGUGGAUAUGAAGUACGCGCUAGAGGAGCACGAGCAACACCGAUUAUGCAAAUCAUCGGCGUAUAUGAACCUCCACUUCAAGGUGAAGUGGUUGUACACGAACUACGUGAAGGACGUGCCGCCGUAUAAGGGUGCCGUGCCCGAGUACCCCGCUUGGUUCGAACCGUUUGUUAUGCAGUGGUUGAACGAGAAUGACGACGUAUCCUUGGAAUACCUCCACGGUGCCUUCAAACGUGAUAAGAAGGACGGCUUCCAAAAGAGUAGCGAACACGCACUUUUCUCGAACUCGGUGGUGGAUGUGUUCACGCAACUCACGCAGUGCUUCGACGUUGUCUCUAAACUUGAAUGUCCUGAUCCCGAAAUCUGGAAGCGGUACAUGAAGCGAUUUGCGAAAACGAUCGUUAAGGUGCUGAUGGCGUACGCUGAUAUCGUUAGAGAAGAAUUCCCCGAACACCUUAAGGAGGAAAGAAUAGCUUGCAUAUUGAUGAACAAUAUUCAACAAUUGCGGGUUCAACUAGAAAAAAUGUUCGAAAGUAUGGGAGGAGAAAAAUUGGAGCAAGAUGCAGCAACUAUUCUGAAUGAUCUACAAACCAACCUCAACUCAGCACUCGAUGUUCUUGCGCAAGACUUUGCUGUCAGUUUAGAACCUAGAAUAACAGUCAGUGUGAAAGAGUUGGGAGAUCUACUUAUGUCUAUCAAGGGAGGUGGUCAACCAGGCACAAAUCAACAAGCCGCACGCAAUGCAGUCACAGGUGAAGCUGAUGAAGUCCUCACACCACUCAUGGACCUUCUCGAUGGAUCCCUAUCAUUGUACGCUCAAUCAUGCGAGAAGACUGUACUGAAGCGGCUGCUCAAAGAGCUCUGGAAAAUUGUCAUGCGAAUCCUCGAGAAGACCGUAGUGUUACCACCAAUGACCGAUAAGACGAUGAUGUUCAAGAGCAUAACAGACAACGCCAAGAAUCUAGCUGCAAACACCAAGAUAGAGGAUAUGUCGCGGCUGUUUAAAAACGUUACAGGCAAGCAGGAUGUGAAGAAUGCUCUCAGUGGUGUGAUGGACAUUUCCAAAGACUUUGAAAAGAAUCUGAGUCCUAAGCAGUGCGCUGUUUUGGAGGUGGCGCUAGACACUAUCAAGCAGUACUUCCAUGCAGGUGGCAACGGUCUGAAAAAAGCUUUCCUGGACAAGAGUGCUGAAUUACAGAGUCUGCGUUAUGCCUUAUCGCUGUAUACACAGACAACGGAUGCACUUAUUAAAACUUUCGUUACUACCCAGUUGAACGAAGUGCCGCUGAACAAUAAAGAUACAUAUCUGCAACGGCAAAUCUCGAUACGCGACGAUGACGAAACCGAAACGGGAUUAGAAGCGUUAGAGCAGCCGCUCAAAGCCAAACGCAGAGAGAGUGAAACACGUCAAGACUCAGUGGAGGGACAAGAAGGCAGCGUGGGCGAAGUGUCAAUUCACGUGGAACUCUUUGCUCAUCCAGGAAAGGGUGAACAUAAAGUAACUGUGAAAGUGAUUGCUGCUAAUGAUUUGAAGUGGCCACAAGGCACUGGUUUUCGGCCCUUCGUGGAGGUCAAUCUCAUCGGACCUCAUUUAUCGGACAAGAAAAGGAAACAAGCGACUAAGUCAAAGUCGAAUAAUUGGUCACCAAAAUAUAACGAGACAUUUUACUUUACAAUUGGUAAUGAAGAACAAUUGGACUGUUUUGAGCUGCACAUUUGCGCUAAGGACUACUGCUUUGCGAGGGAUGAUCGACUUGUAGGCGUAGCCGUAAUGCAAUUGAAGGAUAUUGUUGAUCGGGGAUCAUUUGCUUGCUGGUUAUCGUUAGGCAAGCGCAUCCAAAUGGACGAAACUGGCUGGACGAUUCUUCGUAUUCUAUCACAGCGCACCAACGACGAGGUGGCCAAGGAGUUUGUCAAGCUGAAGUCCGACACACGUCCGGAGAACCCUCUCUCGCAGCAGUAAACAUCUUCACAUACCGGAGUAAUACGUGAAGUACACUCGAAACGAGAGCAACAAAUUACCAAACAUAUGCAGGACUGUGUUCAUGGAAAUCGUAUGGCGUGACAAACUCGUAAACAAUUUAAAACUACAUGAUUCAAAUGGGCCGUCCUUUAAACAUAUUUAAACCAAAACAAAGAAACAUAAAAACUAUACGAGUGAACCGAUUGCACAUGGCAGGCAAGCGCUGGAGAUGGAUUCGUCGUUGCAAUAGUGCUACGUAUAACUGCUGUUCCCAACGUUUUAUAUAUUACAUGUGCCUCCACCACAACCCGACAAAUGCGUCAACAUGUGAAGAUUGCGCGAGGUGAAUGCGAGAAACUAUCUGUUUUCCGAAUUGUACAUUAAUGUAUCGUUAAUCUGUUGAAAACAAAUGAAACACAAGGAAACACAAAUGAAUAAUUAAACAGUCGUAAUGUUGUGUACAUCAUUGCGCAGAACAACUUUAAUGUUAAACUUCUCUCAUGUAAUUGUACUUUCAAAAAUGUGAUUCAAGUAGAUUAAGGGAUUUAAGUAAUAAAUAUCGCAACAUAGAUAUUUUUUUAUGCAUGAGAGAACAUCCUGAUUUUGGCAAAACCGAAAACAUCUAUGUAUGAAGAGAAAUUUAUCUAAAAGAAUAUGAAAGAAACGUUAUGUACGAUGCGGAGGAUGUAUUGUUACACUGAUAUCAGUAAUAACAAAUUGAGCCUUAAAUUUUUAUUCUCCAUUCUCACUUUUUUCAUGCUUCUCAAGACUAUAUUGUAACUAUUGCAACUAAACUUCUUGUACAUUGCGAUUACAUUGGUGCAAAAUAUGCAACAAGAAAACUUACAAGAAAUAACUCGACUUGAAAUUUUUAAUGAAAGAACAUGUUUUAACUUCUUCACUGUGAUAUUUAAGUACAGUGUGUUGUUGUGUCGUCUGUGUUGUGCUCUACUACUGUAAUUUGUGCCGAAAAAAGUAAAUUACUUAGUCCCUGAUGAGCAUCAGAAGCGUCAACUUGUAAGGACAAUGAAAAAGUGUAAUGGGGAUAGAAACCAAACGUUAAAAAUAAACGUUUUUCACAUCAGAAGCAUAACAAAGCAAAUGAUUUAAAUAUUAAUGCGAUUAUUAAAUAAUAUUUAAAGUUAAAAUACGUUUUCGUACAUAUAAAGCAAGAAUUGACUUCACGUUUAGGACCGUAACUUAAACAAACAUGUAAGAUUUAUGAAAAACAAAACUUAGCGAAUAUGGAGAAAUCAUGACAUCGUAAAAAUCAUGAGAAAAUGUAAAAUUGCGGCAACAUAUUACCAUUUCAUCUUGUAUAAAGUUCACGCUCACCGAACGUCUAAUAAGUAAGAAACAAAUGAAUUCAGACAAUAUUCAGCAGUAACAAAGCGACAAGAUAAGGCGCGCUGGGCUUUAAUGACACAAACAAUUGAACACGAAAUAAACUGGCGACGAGUUGGACAUGAUUUCAAUGGAAUUCGAUGAUUACAAUUGAAAUCAAUGCAAACGUAGCCAACGUAGAUCAAACAAGAGAACAAAAAUUGAACACACAUAAGCUGCACACGUUUCAGUUCCGAAUUUGUAGUUGAAUCACAUUCGAGCCAACUACAAGACGAACGGCCAUGUUGUUUGUCUUUAAUCUAGGAACAAACAUAAAACAAGUUGGGUAAUUUGCGUUGACAUUGGCUUUAGGCAUACAUCAUAAAAACGAAUUCAACCAUGACUGACUGGUAAAAAUGUGUACAAAAUCAGUUUGGAUCACGUUCUUCCACACUUCUUACACUUUGCGAACAUGAACAUGAACGGUUUAAUAGAGCAAGCAGGCAGUGAACAAAUGUAAAUGAAUUGUACCUUACCGUAGCGGUGUACAAAUUACCUAGCAAAUUCUUCAAACACUAUUAUAAACGUCAUAUCUUCGAUUUUUUAUUAUAAAUCUCUCCGAUUAACGAUUACUUAAUGUAUUUAGGUGUAUUCAUAAUGUUCUCUAUAGCAGUGUUGCAAAUGCAGGCGAAACAUGAAAUUACAUUGACCUAGAACGAAACAGUGGAGAGUUAAAUAUAUUAGGACGAAAACCGAAACAUGCAAUGGCGGAUCUGGGAAUCUGUCGAUCAUAUUAUACGUGUGUACAAUGCUAAUUUGUGGAUUUCAUUCAACGUCAUAUCCAGUUGCGGUGCUCUUCGUACGAUUUAUGAGAUUACGAGAAAAUGAACACAAGAUAAAACAAAUAAUAAUAAAUAAAAGUAAAGAAUAUAUGAAUAUAUUAAACAAAAUGUAUAAAAAAUGAAUAGAUAACAUAAUGUUUAUUAUGUAAUGUUUGUUACGUUUUUCAUAAAUAACUUGAAUAGCAAAUUUGUAAUUGUACUCAAAGGAAUAAAUUUUAAACAUCUAAUCGCAUCACAUAACGACCAAACGAACUAUGAUUUCGCUUGAUUCCUUUUUGGUGUACAUUUAAAUGUAACUAAACAUGAAAAACCAAAAAUAAAUUAUACGUAACUGUUUAAGAUUGUAUGCAUUGCGAUUGCAUGCACAAAUUACCAACAUUGAUAUGUGUACACACUUUAAAUAAAUUUAUUGUAUUGUACUCGUACUUUGCGAUUAAAAACACCUCGUACACGAGACAUAUUUGGCGAUUUUUGUUAAAAAGAAGAGAACUAUUUGUUGAAACUACAAGUAAAUGAUAAACUAAAAAAUGCAAAGAAAAAUUCAAUGUACAUUAUUAUACAAAUCAACUACGUAUACACAUUAUUCUAUUAUUGUUGAACAAAACCUGUCUCCCUUUUUAUUAUUGACUUGAACUUGUAAAUAUUAUAUCAUCUAUACAUAUAAUAACUAGCAUUUAAGUACAUAAAGAAGGAAUAUACUAAAUUCGCUGUAUAUUAUUACCUCUCUUGCGAAAAUUGAGUCUUAAAACUACGUCAAAACUAUUUGUUAAUAAUAACUAAACAAAAAUGUCGCAACCAAAAAAAAAAACGCCAGGUCAGCAACAACAUAACACAUGAUUAAUACGAAAAUGCGAAUCAAUGAAAGCAUUUAUGAUGAAAAUGAACUAUUACGAUGUAAUACGGACCAUUAUUUGUUUAUUAUUCAAAUUAUUAUAUUCAAAGAUCAUUACAUGUUAUUAAAUUGAAAAUCCUGAAAUUAAUAAGAUUAUUAAAUAAAACACACGCAACAAAACAA